AAAAAUGAUCGGAGAUAUCUCUUCAAAUGAAGAAGUAAAGCAUCCUCAGGAAAUCAUCCCUGAGUUCACUGGAACUGUCAGAGACUCUAUCAAUAUCUUUAAAAAACUCUCGAAGAAGAAGGAAAACCAGGGAACUCCUGAUUUUAAGCGAAACAAAAGAGAAACCAUCUCAAGUGAGGCAGCUGGUAACCUUGAUUGGGUUAAAACCAGUCGGGUAGGACAAUUCAGAACCUUUUUGCUUUUAAAAAUAGUAGGAGAAAGGCUAAAGUGACCCAAUCAGAGAAAUAAAAUCCGAAAUAUUUUCCCAUCACAGCCAAAUGUCAAGAAAACAUCAUUUAUUUCUAGUAAUAGAGCACUUAAGAGGGAACGGAGCCAACCAAAUGCAUUUUCAAGAAUCUCUUUCUUUAGGAGGAGUCAGGAAUAUGCUAGUAUUGGAGUUAAGGAAGGUGUUACCCACUCAACGCCACUUGAUGUAGCAACCCUGACUAACUUCUCAGAAGCAAUGAUAAAGGCAUAAAAUGCUCCUUUAGAGUGAAGGAGCUGGAGCAAGGACAGCAACAAUAACUUGAGCAAAGAGAAGAUUAAUAUAUUCAAAAAUACUCAGUCCUUCAAGCUUAAGCCAAAACAGCUAGCUGAAGUUUUAAAUCAGAAAGAAUCUGCAAAGGGGCAUACUCAUAAUAGUGCUAGGAAUAAGUCUUUUAGUAAUAGUUAAAAAGCUUGAAAUUGAGUCUAUUGAAGAACAAAACGAAGAGGUUGCCUCUCACAUUCUCGACGAAAACAUUGCUGAGGACUACAUAGACUCUUACCACAUAUACCUCUCCCUUGUUGAUAAAUUAACAAUUGAGGUGAUAAACUCGUAACUCCAACAUAUUAGGCUAAGAUCGGAGUAUGAAGAUAUUCAGCAUUGAUUUCUAGACACAGCUAUAGCUAGUUUGCUUCCAGGCAUCGUCAAGGA
Molecule: messenger RNA, 955 nt
Organism: Moneuplotes crassus
Lineage: Eukaryota; Ciliophora; Spirotrichea; Euplotida; Euplotidae
Source: the annotation of a GenBank genome assembly